Pseudovirgaria hyperparasitica is the source of this 1392-nucleotide messenger RNA. RefSeq lists its product as uncharacterized. NCBI's taxonomy places the organism in Eukaryota, Fungi, Ascomycota, Dothideomycetes, Acrospermales, Acrospermaceae. The transcript has a single exon. The coding region runs from base 449 to 1249 and encodes 266 amino acids. The record is from RefSeq and is a predicted model, not a curated record.
UGUCUCUGGUCUGACUGAUACCAACGAACGUUAUUUAACCAACUCGCGCCUCGGCUCCCCGGAAGAUCCUUGGAUUGCCCGGGCUGAAGUCCUAAGCACCGUGCGCGCCUUGCCCUGUUCACUAAUUACUCCAGGUGCCUUUUCGGCCCGUCGAUCUUCACGCGGAUGCAUGCUAACCUCCUACUCCCGCAUCCACUCUCAUUAAUCCCCCGACCUCCACUUCACCGUCUAGCCUACACAUCACUUCUACCACACUUGCUGCUUUGCGCCCAGGUCUCUCCAAGUGCUGUACGCCUACACCUUCAAUUCUACCAACCUCAAUUCCAAGGUGACAGCAACUGCACCACCUUUGCGCAGGUUCAAUGACCGUUACAACUUCUGCAUCACUGUGAUAGCUUACCGAGCCGUGUCCAAGUGCUCGGCUUCACCAUCAGUUAAUCCUGCUACCAUGUCUGGGGAAGCCCACAAAGCUUUCGAGUAUCUGAAGGAAAAGGUCCCAGAAUGGAUCGAAAAUCUAGAAGCACUUCGUGCUCGUGUCGCAGAGAAACACCGUCAUGCUCUGCGGGCUUCAACAGCUCCAAGGAAGAAGAAACGCACAGGAUCCAUGGACUCGUUACGACCUGACGAGAACGAUGCCGUGUCCUCCAUUCCCACCAGAAUAGUGCUGGCUCCUCAACCGCUGUCUACUACGCCUCUAGCACCUUCGACCAACAAUCUCACCAAGCGCAAACGCGACGCCAAGUCAAUCACGUCAGGUCACAUCUCUGGUCCGCCAAAAUAUCGUAUGCGGCAACAAAUGGUUGUUGUAUACUACGACAGCGAGAUUCAAAAGUCUUUUGAGACCCUGGUACGAAACAUCACCACAGGAAGAAGCAUGCUGCGCAAAGGCAAGAUGGCUGCCAAAAUGGAAGCGCUUAUGUACGCCAUGGAUGUAGAUGACUCCACCUCUGGUGAUAAUGAUGAAGACCCGAACGCAAAGAUCGACAUUCGUUCGAACUUGACUGGCUUCAGGAUCACUCGCUCCAUUCGAGCUGUUCCUAGUCCCUUGCGUAACGCAGGCUCUUCUAGCGAUGACUUCGACUCCGCCGACAAGGACCUCGAGACAGCCCAAAGUCUAUGCGAACGCGGUGCUCACCAAUUUCUUCGAGAUGGUGACUGUUCUCCGGAAUUGGAAGGCUCCGAAGCGAGCUUUAAGAAGAUCUUGGCGCUGAGCGAGAUACUUGUCGCACGACAAAGAGCAAAAGAGUAGGAAGCUAGGUCACGGCAAAAGACGCAACAACAGCAGGAGCCAUUAACUCUUCCAGUACCGACACAAACAACAUCAUUGCCAUGUCGGACGCCUGGUCCGAUCGAGGAGAAGCGCAUCUCAUUUCACCGCCCGGACCUUCUCGC